GAGAAAGUAACUCUGUUGCAGCGGGAGAUCAAUGAAGCCGAGUGAAUGGGGGUUUAACGUGUAACUCCGUAGGCACAGAGGAGCGCCGGAUGCUGAAGGGGAAUACUUAUUUAUGAAACAGAUCUUGAGUUCUUCUUGACUUGCCAAUUCUCAGCCUCCUCAUGCCUCCAUCUCCUUUAGACGACAGGGUAGUAGUGGCACUUUCAAGGCCAGUAAGACCUCAGGAUCUCAGCCUUUGUUUAGACUCUAGCUACCUUGAAUCUGCUUCUUCUGCCAGUGAGAGUCACACAAGUCUCCUUGGCACAGCUGUUGUGUCCCUAAAGGCUGCUAAUCUCACGUAUAUGCCCUCAUCCAACGGCUCUGCACGCUCCCUGAGUUGUGGAUGCAGCAGCGCCAGUUGCUGCACUGUGGCAACUUACGACAAGGACAAUCAGGCCCAAACUCAAGCAAGCACCAGCAGCACUACCAACGUAGGAACCUCUACCACCUGCCCUGCUAACCAAAUGGUCAACAACAAUGAGAACACGGGCACAUUGAGUCCAUCGGGUGGAGUGGGGAGCCCGGCCUCAGGCACAACCAAGCAAGUAGCUAGCAUAAAAAUAAUCUAUCCUAAUGACCUGGCUAAAAAGAUGACCAAAUGCAACAAGAGCCACCAACAGAACCAAGGGCCUGUCAUCAUUGACUGCAGGCCAUUCAUGGAGUACAAUAAGAGUCACAUUCAAGGGGCUGUUCACAUUAACUGUUCUGACAAGAUCAGCAGGAGAAGGCUCCAGCAGGGCAAGAUCACUGUCUUGGACUUGAUCUCCUGCCGGGAAGGCAAGGACUCCUUCAAGAGGAUAUUUUCCAAAGAAAUUAUAGUUUAUGAUGAGAAUACCAAUGAGCCAAGCCGAGUAAUGCCUUCCCAGCCACUCCACGUAGUGCUGGAGUCACUCAAGCGAGAAGGCAAGGAACCUCUAGUUCUGAAAGGUGGACUCAGCAGUUUUAAACAGAACCAUGAAAACCUCUGUGAUAAUUCCCUCCAACUUCAGGAGUGCCCAGAAGGCGGAGGAGGUGCAUCUGCUGUGCCGACCACGCUACCUCAGUCCAUCCCUACCACUCCAGACAUAGAGAAUGCCGAGCUGACCCCCAUCUUGCCGUUCCUCUUCCUUGGAAAUGAGCACGAUGCUCAGGACUUGGAGAAGAUGCAGAGGAUGAACAUAGGAUACGUAAUCAACGUGACCACCCACCUCCCCCUCUACCAUUACGAGAAAGGCUUGUUCAACUACAAGCGGCUCCCUGCCACUGACAGCAACAAGCAGAAUCUCAGGCAGUACUUCGAAGAGGCUUUUGAAUUCAUUGAGGAAGCUCACCAGUGUGGAAAAGGCCUCCUUAUUCACUGCCAGGCCGGUGUGUCGCGCUCUGCCACCAUUGUCAUCGCUUACUUAAUGAAGCACACACGGAUGACCAUGACGGAUGCCUAUAAAUUUGUCAAAGGCAAACGACCAAUCAUUUCUCCUAAUCUUAACUUUAUGGGGCAGUUACUGGAGUUUGAAGAAGAUCUAAAUAAUGGCGUUACACCACGAAUUCUCACACCAAAGCUGAUUGGGGUGGAGACUGUAGUGUGAUGGUGAAGCUAAGAGGUGGCAUAUAAUGAAGAUUUUAUCAUAUUAUCAUAUUCUUCACUUGAUAUGGGGGGGAGGGGAAGGGUUGUGCUUUUAUUUUAUUUUUUUAUUUUUUUUAGUAAGGAAAUGUUUUUAAAACAAAUCCAAGAACUUCACUACGUUUGAUGGAAUGCCACUGAGAUUCCCUUCCUAGAAACUGACAAAGCAGGGAGGCUUCCAAACAAAAUGAGUAAUUUUUAAAAGCAACACAACAGGGGGGAAAAAACCUGUGCUUCUUUGUUUAUUUUAUUAUUUUUUUAGCCACUUGUAGAGUUUAUGGCUAAGUAGUCUGUGCAGGUUCAUAGACCGAAGAAAACUAUGUUUAAACACGCAAACAGCCAAAACAAAGCAGAAAAGACUUUCUGAAGCAUAUGGGCCUUGAUUCUGCAAAGGCUUUUGCUAAAGAUAAAGCAAAAUGCUCACCAGUGCAAAGGAAAUCAGAGCAGCUUAGAACGUCUGCAAGGCACUUUUCACACUCCUGAUAGAAACUAAAGAAAAAAACAUUUAUUUGGUGUGUUUCAUGUUCUGGUUCUAUUUUUCUAUUUUUGGGUGUAAAGAGGUUUUAACAGCAAGGGACUUUGACCAUUCUAUGCCAUAUGCCUUCACUGGCUUCUUGUGCAAUAAUAAUAAUUUGGGGGUUAUUUUGAGUGUGCAAACUGAUUACAGCUGACUGCCCACUAAUAAUAAUAAAAAAUUUAAAGUGUGACAGCAGCUGGCUUGGUUUAGAAGGAAUAAACAAAAGCAAUUAUAUUUUCCUUUUUAUUCGUUUCCUUUGAUUCUGGUUACAGUGCCAUAAACCUUGUUACAUAUGUAUAUCAGAAUGUAAAAAAUCAAAAACAAGCAAAGUUUAUUUAAGAUAUUUUUCGCACAAAAUACUGGUGUGUUUCUGUCUAUGUAAAAAAAAAUUUGAUUAUAAAAAUGAGAAAUUCUUUUGGAAAGUGUGUGUCUUAUUUCUUUAGUAAUUACGUUUUUCAUUUGCUUUAUAUGGGCUGGGUUUUUUUAAGUAUAGAACUGCUUUUGAUGAAACAGGUAUCCGUAGCCUUCCCCUUUUAUUUCCCUUCUCUCUUUUUCCCCCCCCCCCUUUCAGAAUUCAUCAAAUUGCUGGGUGGGCUAGAUGAACUAGAACAAUCAGUGAGGGCUUUUUGUGGAGGAGCUGUUGUCUCUGCAGUUUGGUAGCAAAGCACUCAUUUGGGAAACUGCAGGAUCAACUCUUCCCACUAAUUUCUUCCCUCCCCACCCCCUUGCUUAGUUUUAUUAUCUUCUGUGUUAUGCCCUUCUGUACAAUGUACUGUCCUCUGUUAAGAGGGAAUGGGAUCUAAUUUCACAAUUUUAAAAUCCAUGUUGGGUUUACUUCCCACUUUGCUGCAUUUAUUCCCCCUCCCACCCACACCGACCCUCUCAUUUCCUGGCGACAGCACAGUGUAAAAGUGUGGCGUGUAUUGCAGGUUCAGUGUUUAGCACUGAUUUCUUUCAUUAGAUGGUUACCCCUUUUUAAAAA
This is a messenger RNA of Trachemys scripta elegans, 3138 nucleotides long. RefSeq names its product dual specificity phosphatase 10 (gene DUSP10). Gene Ontology annotation, molecular function: protein tyrosine/threonine phosphatase activity; MAP kinase tyrosine/serine/threonine phosphatase activity. Gene Ontology annotation, cellular component: cytoplasm; cytosol. Bases 162 to 1604 code for a protein of 480 amino acids. The record is from RefSeq and is a predicted model, not a curated record. Gene Ontology annotation, biological process: negative regulation of JUN kinase activity; protein dephosphorylation. Lineage: Eukaryota; Metazoa; Chordata; Testudines; Emydidae. The transcript has 4 exons.